UAGUAUCAUGCGUUGGGGCUGCUUUACCACCUCAGGAAGAAUGAUCGCCUUGCAGUUUCCAAGAUGCUGAAUAAAUUCACCAAAUCUGGACUGAAAUCUCAAUUUGCAUACUGCAUGCUGAUCCGAAUUGCCAGUCGGCUUCUGAAAGAGUCUGAAGAGGGGCACGAAAGUCCAUUGUUUGACUUCAUUGAGAGCUGUCUGCGAAAUAAACAUGAGAUGGUUAUUUACGAAGCUGCCUCUGCAAUCAUCCAUCUUCCAAACUGCACACCAAGGGAGCUGGCUCCAGCUGUGUCAGUGUUGCAGCUCUUCUGUAGUUCUCCCAAACCUGUCUUGAGAUAUGCAGCUGUAAGGACCCUUAACAAGGUGGCCAUGAAGCACCCAUCCGCAGUAACUGCCUGCAACCUGGACCUGGAAAACCUGAUUACUGACUCAAACCGCAGCAUCGCUACUCUGGCCAUCACCACACUCCUGAAAACAGGGAGCGAGAGCAGCGUAGACAGGCUCAUGAAACAGAUCUCCUCCUUUGUGUCAGAAAUAUCAGAUGAGUUUAAGGUGGUGGUAGUGCAGGCCAUCAGUGCUCUGUGCCAGAAAUACCCACGGAAACACACUGUAAUGAUGACCUUCCUCUCCAACAUGCUCAGGGAUGAUGGUGGCUUUGAGUACAAGCGAGCCAUUGUGGACUGUAUAAUCAGCAUUAUCGAGGAGAAUCCUGAGAGUAAGGAAUCGGGCUUGGCUCACCUCUGUGAGUUCAUUGAAGAUUGUGAACACACUGUUCUAGCCACAAAGAUACUCCACCUGUUGGGCAAAGAAGGGCCAAGGACCCCAUCUCCAUCCAAGUACAUCCGCUUCAUCUUCAACAGGGUAGUUCUGGAGAACGAAGCAGUGAGAGCUG
Molecule: messenger RNA, 892 nt
Organism: Terrapene triunguis (Three-toed box turtle)
Lineage: Eukaryota; Metazoa; Chordata; Testudines; Emydidae
Product: coatomer subunit gamma-2
Exons: 6
Biological process (GO): intra-Golgi vesicle-mediated transport; intracellular protein transport; endoplasmic reticulum to Golgi vesicle-mediated transport
Cellular component (GO): Golgi membrane; endoplasmic reticulum-Golgi intermediate compartment; endoplasmic reticulum
Source: RefSeq, a predicted model, not a curated record